AUGGAGCAUGAACCUCAAGAUGGACUUGUUAUAAUAGUAAUGAGUUUUGUAUUCAUAUCAGUAUGUGAUGAUUUUAUUUUGCAGAGGAAGCACAAGAAAUGUUUGACCUGUUUAAGAUUAUUGGGAGAAAAACUGCAUUCUAAUAAAGUGCCAAUAACAUUAGGACCAGACAAAUUGCCGUGUCCUGUGGAAUUAGUUUUACCUUCUCCUGUGAUUGAUUCCUAUAGAAACAAAGAUGAGUUUAGCAUUGGGCCAGGCGUAGAUGGCAGUGAAAAAACUGUGGGUUUUUAUGUAAAUAGUGGUGUAGAUCAUCCAAGUAAAUAUUGCAUAAAUCCUGAUGAAAUAAGCAUUAUUAAAGACAGCCAUAAAGCAUUAAUUAAAGAUUUUCAAAAUUAUAUCAGGCAGUCUUCAUUACCUGCAAGUAUAAUGCAUGAUGAUGGAGGAUACUGGAGAAAUAUUUCUGUUCGCUCUAAUGAAAAAAAUGAUUUGAUGGCUGUUGUUGUGAUGAACCCACAAGCAUUAACAAAAGAAGAACUGCAGACUGAGAAAGAAAAACUCAAAAACUACUUUUCAACUAUACCAAAGUCCUAUAAUCUUAGAUCAUUAUAUUUUCAAGCAUGCUCUCUAUCAUCUCCUGGUCAUGAACAGGCUCCAUUUGAACUGCUGCUUGGGGAACCAUGUGUUAUUGAAGAGCUGAAUGGUCUGAAGCUUCGUAUUUCACCAGGAUCAUAUUUCUUAACAAACACUAAAAUUGUUGAAAGUGUGAAUGACACAUUAUUGAAACUAUGCAAAGUUAAAAACUCCACAACUGUUAUUGAUGUUUGCUGUGGCAUAGGUCCUCUUAGCUUGUCAUUUUCACGUAAGGUUAAGAGGUGCAUUGGAAUAGAUGCUUCUGCUGAAGCAAUUAACGAUGCAAAUGUGAAUGCUGCGGCAAACAAUAAAGGUAAUGUUGACUUUAUUCAAGGUUGUGUUGAACAUCUUUUAAAAAUUAUCUUAAAUGAUGCAUUUCAUGAAGAUUUAUUAGUUGUCAUCAAUCCAUCAAAGAUUAAUUUACGUAAGACAAUUGUUAAUUCUUUACGUGAAUGCAAGCAUUUGAAGAAAAUAAUUUAUAUAUCCACAAAACCUCAAAAUUCAUUGGAAGACUUUGUUCAAUUAUGCAAGCCUUGUGGACUACGUGACCACUUCGGAAAACCUUUUUAUCCAAUUUUAGCUGUACCAGUUGACUUCUUUCCUCAAACAGACCAUUUCGGACUGAUUCUUAUGCUUCAAAGACUGUAAUUGAAUAAAUUUAAAUUGUGUAGCA
Stegodyphus dumicola is the source of this 1303-nucleotide messenger RNA. Its product is annotated as tRNA (uracil-5-)-methyltransferase homolog B-like. The record is from RefSeq and is a predicted model, not a curated record. NCBI's taxonomy places the organism in Eukaryota, Metazoa, Arthropoda, Arachnida, Araneae, Eresidae. Gene Ontology annotation, biological process: RNA processing. Gene Ontology annotation, molecular function: RNA binding; RNA methyltransferase activity.